AUGGAAGUAUUACACGAAACCCCGGUAUUAAAAUUUAACGUAGAUACUCUACAGUAUCUUAGAAAACAAUAUGAUUUGGACAAACCGGAGAGAUUGGAAGAAAGUAUUAAUCAUUUGAUUGAUUGGCUAAAGAAACAAGACCACUUAUUGAAGAAGGAUUAUUCUAGGGAAUAUUUGGAGAGGACACUCAUUAUAUCUAAAGGUUCCAUUGAAAAAUCAAAAGUAAAGUUAGAUAAGAUUUGUACGUUUAGGAGUUUAGUGCCUGAUUUUUUUGAGAAUUUCGACAUCCAGAAUUCUCAAUUAUUAAAUGACAUAAGUUGUUUUUUCUUACCAAAAAUGACGCAAGACUGUUACAGAGUAUUCAUGUUUAAUAACAGAGGGCAACGUUUCGAAGCUGGUUUGCUAAAUAUUUAUAGAUACUUUAUCAUGACAUGUGAAUAUCUUCAAGCUAAUGAUUAUUGCAACGGCAUAAUUGGAGUUUUUGACUACACUGACACCAAUAUCAUGGAACUUCUAAAAGCCAUUAAUUUGGUGGAGUUACGAAAGACUUUUUCAAUUGUAAUUGAAGGAUAUGGGAUGAGAUUAAAAGGCUUAUAUUUUAUAACACCUUCAAAAGCAAUUGACGCAUUUGUUUCAAUUAUAAAGCAAGCUGUAAGUUCAAAGAUAUCCCAACGAAUACAAGUCUUCAAAGAUAUGGAACAAUUACACGAUAUAAUUCCGAAAGAUGAUUUGCCAUUAGAAUACGGUGGAAAGGAGUUAUCUAUAAAGGAACUUAGUAAGAAGCUUAAAAAUGAGUUAAGUUCUAAAGAAUUUAGUGAUUACUUUAAUGAAAUGAGAGAGGCCCGCACAGAUGAAUUAUAUAGAAGUGAAGAAAAAUUCAACGAUCAAUGUUUGGGCAUGCCGGGCUCAUUUAGAAGAUUAACUGUGGAU
This is a messenger RNA of Brenthis ino (lesser marbled fritillary), 930 nucleotides long. The record is from the annotation of a GenBank genome assembly. Lineage: Eukaryota; Metazoa; Arthropoda; Insecta; Lepidoptera; Nymphalidae.